CAACCAGUUGAAGUGUUCGCCGGUGGCGCGUCCACAAAUCUGCGUCCAUUCAAAACGUUCACAUCUGUUUAAACACGGAUGUACCGGGCGGGAGGUGUUCAGAGCGAGAGACGGGAUACUUUGUGCAAGCAGUUAAAAAACUUAAAAUUGUCCGGUUGAAGCGAAUACACUCGUAUGGAGUGAGGUGCCGCUGCUAUAAUGGAGCUCAGCAGGGUAGAGGUGCCACUUUAUGGUCAAGUGGAAGUCUGCGGUAAGCUGCAGGAGUCUCAGUGUGUUCAGGAGGAAACUGAUUACUAUGUGGUCCUCGUGGGCUCGUCCCUUCACCAUGUGACCCCAGCCCACAGAACUGAGGACCACGGCUCACUGAAAUUCACUGUUCCGGGUCAUGAUGUUCCAGAGAAAGUGUCUUUGAAGUUCUACAGCUGUACGAGGUCCAGCAGUAAUUUUCCCAUCAGCCCCCUCUCCCAUUCACAAGAGCUGUUUCUGGAGUACAUACAAGAUGAGGCUCAAGAGGUGGCGGAGCAACUGAUGACCUCUGAUCCCUUGACCUCCAGUAACCAUGAGGACAUCCUAAGGAAAUACUGCCCGGAGAACGAAAUCUCAUCUCAACAGAAUCAUUUAGAUAAGACUGGACAGCAUGAGACGGAUGGGAUUUCUGAUCCGAAGGAAUUAUUUCAAUCUAAAAUACCAGAUGAGACAAAACAGGGGCUAUGUGUUUGUGAUCAGGGAAAUUACAGCCUGAGAGAAGGUACAAGAACUUCUGAGGUUGCAGAGCACAAAUGCACAGCGGGACAACACAAUGCUUUUGAUAAAAAAACCACACAGGCCCUGGCUAACUUGCACUUUCUGGAAUGGGACGGCCAAACUAGACGGGUGAAUCAAGAUCUUCAGACUCUUCUUCACACGGUCGGAUGUUUAGGGUUUUCCCACCUCUGCCACUUCCUCCUCCAGACGUCUGAAGGUCAGGGGAUGGUUCCCACAGUCAGCGUGGAAGAAUCAAGUUCUCUUACACUGGCUGAAAAGCACAGAGACUCGAUGCUCAUCAGCGCUUUAACAAAUAUCUCCAAGCCCGUGUGGAUGUGUCAGGUCUGGACCGACGGUUCGCACCAGCUCCGUUUCUGUCCUGUCACGGAAUGGGUUUGCCUGUCUGUCAAACACUGCACACAAAUAGAUGCACAAAGCAGCAUCCAGCUGUACAGAGACCAGUGCAGAGAUACAGAGACGCUCACACGGGUAAGGCGUCUGAGGGAGUCGUCUGAAGGGAGCACACGCAUAUCUGAUUUAUUUGACAGAGAUCAGAACAGCCCGCUGGUACCUGAAGACCGUACCCUGGUGGAUAGUGUCUUUGAAGAACAGCUUGUUCUUUGUCUUGAUGAAGAGGAAGACGAUCUAAACACGUUUUACACAGAGAUGUGUUCCUCUCCUGGCUCCUGCACUCCGUUUCAACUUCAUUCCUCAGACGCUGCCUCCGUCAGACUCGCAGCAAUGCUUAGAAGCUCCACUAAGGAUGAUGACUUCAAUCUGAAGUACUCUGUUCCUGGAGUCACAGAGGACAGCUCUGGGACAGAUAGUGGGAUGUGGCAAAUGUCAGGGGUCCUGCCACCAGGGGCAACAGAUACGCCUCCACUUAUUAAAGAUGAAGAAGGGCGAAAGGGAAGGUCUCCUGCCUCUCGUGCCUUCUCCCCAACGUCUCCAGCUGGAUUGAUGCUGGAUAGACUCAUGCGGACCACCCGACCCGCUGAACUGUCCUGUAACACUUCAAACUCGCCUACAGAGUCAUGUGACCUGAGCCCGAGUUUGGUGGCCUUGGAAAUGGACAGUGAAGAGGAUGACGAUGACGACAUGUUAAUGAAGAAGCCUCUUCCCCAGCCAGCCCUCGAGCUCAAAAACAACGGAGACGAACGUAUGAAAUACAACCCCACCCCUGAUCUUACCUGCACUCGUUCUCACUCCGCCUCCUCUGCAUCUAACCCCGCCCCUGCAAAGGACGUUGAGCAAGGUAUCCGUCUUCGUUCAUAUUCCUACACCUCUCCCAAAAUCAGCCUGCUGCCUCCACGAUUCAGUAGGGAUGCCCAGCCUCCACCCACCGACCUCAACCAGGAUGGCGCCCUCUCCAGCAGCAGUGGCAGCAGGUCUCUCCUACAGGCACUGUCUCUGUCUAAAUCUCUCUCUCUUCUCAACCCUGUUAAACAUCGCGCCAGCAGCACAUCAGAGCAAGCUCAAGAGAAAAGGGAGUUAAGGUUUCGUAGACGUGCUCAGUCGGCUGAUGAUGAGACCAGCACAGAACUGGCUGACUCCCUCCAACACCUCACGCUCUCCGAAUUCCUCAAAGAGAUCGAGGAAGAGGAAUGGGACAAAUAUAUCAUCCCUUCCAAAACCGAAUCGGAAAAAUACAAAGUCAGCCGCACGUUCAGCUUCAUCAAGAGCCGGAUGUACAGCACUCGCAACAAGAACAAGGGGAAAGGGAAGGAGAGAGAAACCAAAGACAAGCUGGUAAAUGGACACCAGUUCUCAGCAGGAUCUGUCCUGGGGUCGACACUUUGUGAGAUCUGCGGAAAGCCAGCUUCUGGUAAAGACGUCCUCCACUGCACAUACUGUGCAGUGAGUGUCCAUAAGGGCUGUAAAGACUCGACUACGCCAUGCCAGAAGAAACCACAUGACAAAUAUUCAGUAAUGGCAGUGAAGAGCAGGACAGCCUCUCUUCCUCAAAAUUUCACAGUGCGUGAAAGUUCCUCCUCGUCCUCUCAGGUGUCCCCCUCUGCCUCUCUUCCUGUGAUGACAUCGCGAGACUCCACCCCUCUUCCCUGUCCCCUGUCCAGAAGUGUGCCUGCAGUCACUGAAAGGCUUAGUGAGAGCCCAGAUGCGGAUAGUGACUCCUCCCCCUGGCGAAACCACAUCCAACCGGAGGAUCUCCUUCAAACGUUGGAGUCUUCAACAUCUACAGAUUCAUCUCUCAUUGAAGACUCGGUUGACUCUCCGCUGCAGACAGAGCUAAUGAUGAACGCUGUGGAUUUGGAGGCGGAGUCAUGGAGCCUUUCGGUGGAGCCUCAGUUCUGUAGGAUGCAAGAAAAACGCAUCAUCAAGAGACAGGAUGUCAUUUACGAGUUCAUGCAGACUGAACUCCAUCACGUUCAGACCCUCAUGAUAAUGGCGGAGGUCUUCAGGCAGGGAAUGCGGGAAGAAGUCGGACUGGAUGCGGACACUAUUAAUCGGAUUUUCCCGUGUUUGGAUGAGUUACUCCUGCUGCACCGUGACUUCCUGUCAGCGAUGAGGGAACGGCGGCAGAGCUGUGUCCAGCCCAACAGCAACAAGAACUACCUCAUUCACCGUGUGGGGGACAUUUUUCUGCAACAGUUCUCCCAGGAGAAUGCAGAAAAGAUGAAACAGGUGUAUGGCGAAUUUUGCAGUCACCACACAGAAGCGGUCAGUUUCUUUAAAGAGCUUCAGCAACAGAACAAGAGAUUCCAGCUGUUCAUCAAACAACAGAGUAGCAACUCAUUAGUAAGGAGACGAGAGAUCCCCGAAUGCAUUUUGUUAGUGACGCAGCGAAUCACAAAGUACCCUGUCCUCCUGGAGAGAAUACUGCAGUACACAGAGGAGGAAGAAGAACAUGCUGACCUGUCUCGUGUGCUAGUCCUGAUCCGAGAGCUGAUCUCAGCUGUGGAUCAGAGUGUGAGUCAGUAUGAGCAACACCAGAGACUGAGCGAAGUGUUGGGUCGUAUGGAGAAUAAAUGCUCGGCCAAGCUGAAGAGCGGCCACACCUUCCGCAAGCAGGACAUCACCAGCGGCAGGGCUCUGCUGCACCAGGGCCCUCUGCUCUGGAAGACGGCCACAGGAAGGUUAAAAGAUGUGCUGGCACUUUUGCUGUCAGAUUCAUUGGUGUUCCUUCAGGAAAAAGAUCAGAAGUACAUCUUUGCUGCUGUGGACCAGAAGCCUCCAGUGAUCUCCCUGCAGAAGCUGAUCGUGCGAGAGGUGGCCAACGAAGAGAGAGGCAUGUUUCUGAUCAGUGCCUCUUCGGCUGGGCCUGAGAUGUACGAGGUGCACGGUGCCUCUAAAGAUGAACGCAACACCUGGAUGAGACUCAUCAGGGAAGCUGUGGAGAAUUGCCCUGAAGAGGAGGAAGAAACCACAAGCGAGUCCGAAGAGGAAAGAAGAGUUGCUGAAGCAAAAGUCCAAAAAAUCCACAGGCUGCAAGAGUCUCUGUGUGGCCACGAUCAGUUGAUCUGCGCCAAUCUGGAGGAGAAACUGCACAUCUACGCCGAGCUGUCGGUCAUGGUUGGCCACCGUGAAGCAGGACCAGACCCCAGGCUGCUGGUACGACCCAGUACUGAAGAUAUUCCUCAGGCUGCAGUGCUGCUCAACGCUGCUCUUAAAGAGGCGGAGAACUUGAAAGCAGCUCUCUCCUCCCACUGCGCUUCUCUUCCUAGUCUGUCUGAUACAGAGGACCAGGUCCAACAUGAACCCUGCACCUCCUCCUCAUCUCUUGAGGUCCAGAGCCCUCUGACUGACACCUCACAGUGUGAGGAAGAGGAGCUCAGAGGAGAGGAAGGUGUGGAAGCACAAGGCCUUAAUCUCAGUACAACCGCUCAAUUACAGGUGAGUCAGAGCGUCCAGAGUUUGACUCAGCUGCUGUACAGUCUACAGGCUGCAGUCACUAUCCAAGACAGUAGCUAUGAAGUCCAAAGGCUCCUCCUCCUUCUGUUAUCAAGCCCGUCCCCUCAUCCACAUUCCCGGCCGUUUCCCAUCACUCGCAGCAACCAGGCCCUGCAGGAGCAGGAGCGGCAGAGGGAGGCAGAGCGUCGGCGGGAGGAGCUGGCAGACGUGGCCCGUGUCCGGAGCGCCAUGGUGCGGGAACGCCAGCAGUGGGAGCGGGAGUGCCAGGCGCGACAGGUUCAACAGAGAGAGACGGAGUUGGCGUUGGAAGGAAGGGAACUUUUGUGCCACCUAGAGGAGCGGAGGAUACAGAGCGAGCGACAGGAACUCCAGGAGCAGCUGCAGGAGUACCAGCAGAGCCUGGAGAGGCUGAGAGAAGGACAGAGGAGCGUGGAGAAGGAGAAAGAAAAACUGGACACUCAACGCAGGCUGCUCGAGAGUUUAAAGCACGAAUCACAGCAUAAUCUGGUCAUACCGCUCGAUGGACAGCAGACACAGGACGCUGGUCACCUGUGUGGCGAGGACGAGCAUGGAUCCAUUUUCGUGAACGAGGCAGCGUUUAUGUCUCCCUCUUUAAACAACAGACACGUCCACCUUCAUCAUUCACACCCUCAUCAUCAGACGACCCAUCCGCAUUCAGGAUCCUUAGGAUUAUCCGACUCUCCCAGUGCUCAGAACAGUCUCAAUUCACUGCUGGCCCGAUCGAAUCACAGAGGCAGCUCUGUUGGAGUGUCAGAAGAGAGCUGGACUGGAGGCAUAUUGUACACGGGCCCGCUGAGAAGUCAAGGAACAGAGAGUCCAAGCAAUGAUGAGGGUCAGCUCAGUCACGGCCCAGAAUCUUGGUGUGCAGGAGUCACAGGGACAGGGCUUUAUCAAGAUGACGUCCUCCUCGUGAACCAGCCCUUUGAUACCAUGGAGACAGAGAACAGAGAUGCUGAUGGAGAGGAGAAUAUUGUGUAUCUCUGAAACGAACACGCUUGAAUUGGUUUCGAAACAAGGACUUGAAUUUGCAUUUUAAGAUUUGAACCAGAACUUCUGUGACAUUCUCUGGACUUUAUAGCACUUAUGUCUGUGUGAGACAUAGGGUACUCACUGUCGAGACAUAGGGAAUUCACUGUCUGAGUGGCUGUACUUUGCUUUAUAGCCUGGAGGCUACAAUGACAGAAUCAGGUUAGGCACUUUCAGCACACUUUUAGUCACACACAAAAACCCAAUCCCACCCAGAUGGCUGUGCAAUGUAAUUGUUGUUCCUUGUCUGUUAACAGUAACUGGACAAUAAAAUACAGAUAAACAGCAGAUAAACAAUAACUACUAAAAGCAUUCACCCCAAGCUGUUUGACUCAGUGUAGGUUAUUAUGCAUGCAUUGCUAGCAUAUGGAUUCACACUGUCACCUCUUUCCAAUUCAAUCUCACACAUUUGGAAACUGGUUUCACAUGUUCGUAUGAAGAAUACGUCAUAUGUGUUCUGCCGUAUUCCUCUAAAAUAGAAAUUCAGUGCUCAUCAUGCAGGUGUAGAACUCAUUGCCUGUUUGUCAGAGAUAUACAGUAGUAACCUAUAUACAUAUUUUCAUAUGCAGUCAUAUUCUGGAAGGUCUCCUCAGCACACGAGCAUUCUCUAAAUCCGUCUCUAACCACAUCUAAACUGAUCUCUGAAUAUAUUGCCAUAUUGGCCUUAAGGCUUUUUUGCAUUUUGCAAGUGUCAGUUACAUUACACACAGGUGCCGUUUCAUUGUUUUAUGUGGAUCAAGACUGUCAUUAUUUUUGGUUAUGGAUAUAUCUUGCAAAAGCAUAAAUUUAACUCACACUUCAAAGGCCCUAUUUAAAUUCAAGCCACGAGUGUCAUAAGAAAACUAUUAUAACAGACAAGUACUGGGGUUUAACAUGCACUUGAAUAAAACUAACAAGAAUGAUAUGUCUAUUUUGCUUUUUUAAAUGAUAUAAUUGUACUGAAAAUAUACAGCUUUUUUACUGUGCAUGAAAACUUGCUAUAUUUUGUGUUGUUGCUUCCAAAGCAUAGAUUUUAUUUAUUGCUUAUACUUUAAAGAACAAGUUUUUUUGUACAUAGAGCAUGUUUUGUAUAAUUGUUGUAUGUAGACAUUGAAUGUAGUUUGACUGUUGUAUCAAAGGUUAAAUGUAGUAAAUAUGUUCUUACGUUCAUUUAAAGCUUUUUCUUGUUUCUUCAUAUCGUCGCUGUCCUUCAGAAACCUUCAGGAAAUGGAAAAACACUAUACUUUUUACAUGAUUAAAAUACUAUGUUGUCAAAGUUGACAAGCACUUUUUAAUAGAUUGGUUAGAUAUUUGUAAAACCCAGAGACAAACAUAAAGGGUGAUAUGUUUAUUUUAUAAGCACCAUGAUAUCUGAUGAUAACACAGUUUGCUGUUAAUGAAAGAGAAUUGCUUGGGACAAAUGAAAGACCAUCUGAAACCCAUUUUACUUCUGUAUUAUUUAUUUUCAAAUGAUAUUCAAUAAGAAAAAACAUGUACUGUAAGGCGGUACUUAAGUUUAUACAUGUUUUAGAAAUGCGGUCUCUGUAUGACAGGUGGUUGAAAAAGUAAAAAGUGGGUUAACACCUGAAUUUACAGAGGUGUCGUUUUAACAUUCUGGCAAAAGGUUAUUGGGACAUUAUUUCCUUUAAAAUAAUCAUAUGUGCUGAUGAAUCAUUAAAAACAGGGAUAUGUA
Triplophysa rosa is the source of this 7333-nucleotide messenger RNA. RefSeq names its product Rho guanine nucleotide exchange factor (GEF) 28a (gene arhgef28a). Bases 199 to 5619 code for a protein of 1806 amino acids. Gene Ontology annotation, molecular function: guanyl-nucleotide exchange factor activity. The record is from RefSeq and is a predicted model, not a curated record. The transcript is spliced from 36 exons. NCBI's taxonomy places the organism in Eukaryota, Metazoa, Chordata, Actinopteri, Cypriniformes, Nemacheilidae. Gene Ontology annotation, biological process: regulation of Rho protein signal transduction.